CACGUGACGCCCGCCCCCAUAUCCCGGCGUCCCCCGCGCCCCUCCCUUCUCUUCCGGCGCCAAGAUGUCGAAGCGAGGACGCGGUGGUUCCUCCGGGGCGAAGUUCCGCAUCUCCCUCGGUUUGCCGGUGGGAGCCGUGAUCAACUGCGCCGAUAAUACCGGAGCCAAGAACCUUUACAUCAUCUCCGUGAAGGGCAUCAAGGGGCGUCUCAACAGGCUGCCGGCGGCUGGCGUGGGCGACAUGGUGAUGGCCACCGUCAAAAAAGGCAAACCCGAGCUGAGGAAGAAGGUGCACCCCGCGGUGGUCAUUCGGCAGCGGAAAUCCUACAGGAGAAAAGACGGGGUGUUCCUCUAUUUUGAAGACAACGCAGGAGUGAUAGUAAAUAAUAAAGGCGAAAUGAAAGGCUCAGCCAUCACAGGCCCCGUGGCCAAGGAGUGCGCAGACCUGUGGCCCAGGAUAGCCUCCAACGCGGGGAGCAUCGCGUAAACGCGUCUGUCUUCAUAGAGAUUUAAAAUAAAACUCCUUGUUACCAAA
Calidris pugnax (ruff) is the source of this 535-nucleotide messenger RNA. It is a transcript of the gene RPL23, whose product is annotated as ribosomal protein L23. Gene Ontology annotation, biological process: translation. NCBI's taxonomy places the organism in Eukaryota, Metazoa, Chordata, Aves, Charadriiformes, Scolopacidae. Gene Ontology annotation, cellular component: ribosome; cytosolic large ribosomal subunit. Gene Ontology annotation, molecular function: large ribosomal subunit rRNA binding; structural constituent of ribosome. The coding region runs from base 65 to 487 and encodes 140 amino acids. The record is from RefSeq and is a predicted model, not a curated record. The transcript is spliced from 5 exons.